This is a messenger RNA of Alternaria alternata, 1980 nucleotides long. RefSeq names its product bleomycin hydrolase. The transcript is spliced from 3 exons. Gene Ontology annotation, molecular function: cysteine-type aminopeptidase activity. The record is from RefSeq and is a predicted model, not a curated record. NCBI's taxonomy places the organism in Eukaryota, Fungi, Ascomycota, Dothideomycetes, Pleosporales, Pleosporaceae. Bases 279 to 1817 code for a protein of 512 amino acids. Gene Ontology annotation, cellular component: cytoplasm. Gene Ontology annotation, biological process: L-homocysteine catabolic process; proteolysis; response to toxic substance.
CCUUGCCUCGCAUGUAAGCAUCAUGCUUCGAUGCAGAUGGGUCAGAUGUGGAAGGUAUGGAAGGCGGGCACUUUCCGCUCCAACGAGUCCAGCCAUCUGAUCGGAGUGGGGCUGCCACGCGACCCAUGCACGCGUUGCUCCCGCCCGAUAAGCGCGAUAACGAGUGACACCUUGAUGGACAACUGGAGCUUCCCCGGACUACAACACCAGCUUGCUCUCGAGCUUAGUUAGAUCAAGAGCUUCACGAUAGUUCUAGAAGCGUUUUCUCCGUCUUCAUCAUGGGCGCUAACCAGUCACGACCGUCCGAUGCUGCUGUUAACGAGAAGCUGAUGGAGCGACUCCAGGCCCUCCACAUGAAAGAUGAACGACCCAUGAAUGAGAAGGAUGGAUUUGUAGUUGUUGGUGGGGAAUCCCCACCCAAAUACACUCCUGGCGUCAAGUACCAACAGGAUGUCUCCGCCGCAUCAGUGUCUGAAUGGGAGAAGGAGCUCAUGGAAGACCCAAAGAACCGUCUUGCCCUUGCAGCCCUCAGCUCCAACUCUGCCAACGCCGUGCUUUCGUCUCGAUCAGCUGUCAUAGCAGACACCCAGAAGUUCAACAUCAAGAUCCCUCUUGAGGGUUCGCCCGUCACAAACCAAGCCUCGUCCGGAAGAUGCUGGCUCUUCGCGUCUACCAACGUCUUCCGUGUCGCCAUCAUGAAGAAGUACAAGCUGUCCGAGUUCCAGCUCUCCCAGUCGUACCUCUUCUACUGGGACAAGAUCGAGAAGGCGAACUACUUCCUCGAAAGCAUUCUGGAUACAAAGGAUGAGGAGAUUGACAGUCGCAUCAUACAGGCACUGAUGGCUAGCCCCGUCGGUGAUGGUGGACAAUGGGAUAUGGUGGCCAACCUCGUACAAAAGUAUGGUCUUGUGCCACAUUCGCUGUACCCAGAUUCCUACAACGCAACCAGCUCAUCGACUAUGGACCGUCUGAUUACCACCAAGCUACGCGAAGAUGCAGUUCGUCUACGUUCUAUUGCCCGCAGCAACGCUACACCAGAUGCCAUCAAGGCGACCAUCGCCGGAGAGAAGGAAAAGAUGCUUCGUGAGAUCCACUUGAUUCUGACACUGAUGCUUGGCCCACCACCAUGCUCCACCAAGCCCUUCACUUGGGAGUACUACGACAAGGACGGCAAAUUCUGCACUGUCCGCACGCGACCUACUGCUUUUGCAAACGAACUCUCCGACAACAAGACCGUACGAGCACUGUCCGGAACUGACGUCCAUUCACUCUUCUCGCUUGUGAACGAUCCUCGUAACCCCUACAACCGUCUGCUUAGCGUGAAGCGACUGGGCAACGUCUGGAACGGCCGACCAGUGACCUACGUAAAUGUCGACAUGAAGACAAUCAAAGAUGCCUGCAUCACUAUGCUGAAGCGUGGCAUGCCUGUGUUCUUCGGCUCAGACGUGGGCAAGUAUUCCGAUUCUACCAAGGGCAUCAUGGACACGGAUCUCUUCGAGUAUGAGCUGGGCUUUAAUAUUAAGCUUGGCAUGUCCAAGGCGGAGCGCCUGCAAACUGGUGAGAGCCAGAUGACACAUGCUAUGGUCCUGACGGCUGUGCAUGUCGUUGAUGGCAAGCCUGUGCGCUGGAGGGUAGAGAAUUCGUGGAGCGAGCGUGCGGGUGACAAGGGCUACUUUGUCAUGAGUGAUGCUUGGAUGGAUGAGUUCGUGUACCAGGCGGUCGUUGAUCCUAGCGUUGUCAGUUCGUCGGUCAAGAAGGUACUGGAGCAGAAGCCGAGGAUGCUAGAGCUGUGGGACCCAAUGGGUGCGUUGGCUUGAGCGAUGAGUUUACGAAGCGAUCCUUUUUAGUUACUGAUGAAUUAUCCACGUCCAUGAAUUUUGUAGAAUCGGUUCGUGAUGCAUGAUUACUUUAGAUAUUAUGGUCUACUUGACUUUUGGAUUUAAUACGCCACCCAGACUAUAUUCGAGAUUAUCUUCACUA